This is a messenger RNA of Lathyrus oleraceus (garden pea), 783 nucleotides long. RefSeq lists its product as uncharacterized. Lineage: Eukaryota; Viridiplantae; Streptophyta; Magnoliopsida; Fabales; Fabaceae. The coding region runs from base 1 to 783 and encodes 260 amino acids. The record is from RefSeq and is a predicted model, not a curated record. The transcript has 6 exons.
AUGGAUGAGGGAAGCAUCAGAUUUGAAAAGGUUGAUUUGGGGAAGGAGGAUGUCUCCACCAUAACCAUAUACUUUGAUCCGAUCGAUUUGUCAGCACCGGCAGAUGCAGCUCCAGUUACCAUCACGGUACCGGGGCCUAUUCCUUAUGAAAGCAAUGAUGCUGUGCCGUGGGAUUAUGGUGGAGAGGUAUACUGUAUUACCGGCCGUAUAUUUGAUACCAUGCAAAGCACAUUGAUGGAGGAUUUAGAAAUCGAGAAAGAGCUUAAACUUAUUAACAAAGCUCCUGUCAAGACUAUCUAUACAAAAUUUGGAUACAUUCUUGAUUGCAUUGAUAUUAACAAUCAACCAAGUCUUGAUCAUCCUUUAUUGAAGAAUCAUAAGUUGCAGAAAUACCCCAGCUUUAGAACUAGUAAGAAGACUUCAUCAACUAAGGCUAUAUUGGGGAUACAAAAAGAUGAGUGUCCAAUUGGAACUGUUCCUAUAAAGAGAACAACCAAAGAUGAUUUAAUCAGAGGAAAAUCAUAUUUUAACAAUGGUUUGAUUGACCAUAUGCAUGGUAACCAUUAUGCAGAAGUCAUAUCUGGAUACUUUCCAUAUUAUAAUGGAGUUCAUGGAACAAGUAGCAUUUAUAAUGUUAGUGUUACAAAUGAUCAAUCAAGUUGUUCCGUGAUGUAUGUUCGAAAUGGACCUGAUAGUACAAAUUAUAUUGGUAUGGGAUGGCAUGUGGCUCCAGAAUUAUAUAACGAUUAUGCACCUCAUGUUUACAUAGUAUGGACGGUAUGA